UGCCAGGAUCUAGUCAUGGAUGUGCUGACUGCAUCCCGGCCACUCGUCGAUGUCCAACAACUGCAGGCCUCUCUGUUCCCUGUUUGCGCCAACACUAAGGGUUCCUACCUUAGCAGUUUUCUUCAAAAUACAUUAAAAAGCAAUCAAGUGGAAAUAAAUACUGAUUCCAAGACUUUGAAACCAAUUGCCAAAUUGAGAGAGCCCAAAGACUUAUUUUCACUUCCAAAGGAAAUUGAUUGUGCUCAACAAGCAGCUAGAUGGCCAGCAGAAUGUCAGGUGUUGGACGAACGAAUACAGCACAUAGACUACUCACCACCGGAGCCAGAACUGUACUACCAGCCGAGCGGCCGCGAAAUCCAGCCGAAGCCGGUCGGUGAUGACUCUGGCACUGUUGUCUUCCAGUACUAUCCCAUGAGUGCCGUCAACUACUUCAGCAGGUCGAGCAUCGGUGGAAGUCGGUUUUUCCUGCCGUCUUGUUCGAGCGAGAGGCUCGACGACCUGAGGUUCGAGUCUCGCUUCGAGUCGGGCAACCUCGCCAAGGCGGUGCGCAUCACUGAAACCUACUAUGAGUUGUCUCUCAGAACCGAUCUGUAUACCAACAGACACAUGCAGUGGUUCUACUUCAGAAUAGAGAAUACCAAGAGAAAUCGCGUUUAUAGAAUAUCCAUUGUUAAUCUGUCAAAAGCUGAAAGUUUGUACAGUAUAGGCAUGCGACCACUGCUCUAUUCAACCAAAGAUGCUGUUCUCAAUAAAGUGGGGUGGAGAAGGUGUGGAGAAAAUAUCACUUACUUCAGCAACGAUGACAAGAAUGGAGAUGAUGAGCAGAGUGGUAGCUAUACGUUAUCUUUCAACUUGGAAUUCCCGUAUGAUGAUGAUCUGGUCUACCUAGCGCACUGUUAUCCGUACACUUACACAGAUUUACAGGAUUAUCUAAUUCGAUUACAGAAUCAUCCGAUCAAAUCUACUUACACCAAAUUGAGGCUACUGUGUCGAUCAUUGGCAGGCAAUAAUGUCUACUACCUCACUGUGACUGCCCCUUCACCAGUCGACGAACCCAAGAAAAAGCAAGCAGUUGUGAUCACAAGUAGAGUUCAUCCCGGCGAGACCCCUUCUUCAUGGAUGAUGAAAGGUUUUGUCGAUUUUCUAACCGGUGAUUCAUCCCAGGCAAAGGAACUCAGAGAGAAGUUCAUCUUCAAGUUGAUUCCGAUGUUGAACCCAGAUGGGGUGAUAGUUGGUAACAAUAGAUGCUCAUUGACUGGGAGGGAUCUGAAUAGGCAGUAUCGGACUGUGAUAAGAGAAACGUAUCCGCCUGUCUGGCAUACCAAGCUCAUGAUUAGAAGACUGAUGGAAGAGUGCGGCAUUGCAAUGUAUUGCGACCUGCAUGCUCACUCUCGCAAACACAAUAUAUUUAUUUAUGGCUGUGAAAAUAAAAGAUAUGUUGACAAGCGCUUACACGAGCAGGUUUUUCCUCUUAUGCUCCACAAGAAUGCGGCCGACAAGUUUUCGUUCGAGAAUUGCAAAUUCCGAAUUCAGCGGAGCAAAGAGGGCACGGGUCGCGUAGUGAUCUGGAUGAUGGGCGUGGCCAACAGCUACACGAUGGAGGCGUCGUUCGGCGGCUCGACGCUCGGCUCGCGCUGCCAGACGCACUUCACCACGCAGGACUACGAGGCCAUGGGCCGCGCCUUCUGCGAAACCCUACUCGAUUUCUGCGAUGACGACCCAUCGAAGGUUACGUUUCAAAGGAGCGGUUGCGAACAAAGAUAAUAACUAGAUUGGUGAAGGAGGGAUCAAAUGCAGAUGAACCUACAAAUAUUGUCCUAUCUGACUAUUCUAGUACGGAAGGUGAUACGAGCAGUGAUGAUGACAGGGAUGGAGAUAGCCGAUUGAACUUUUGCUCAGGAAUGCUAGUUCCACCACCUUCUCCCAUAUUCCAUGGGAAACAAUCUCAGAAUAAGGAAGAAACCGAAUCACCAAAACAUAUUCGCCCCUCACUCAUAGCGCCAUCACCUCCUUCUCGUAGGAAAAUCCUUCAGAUCCAUAGAGCCACUCUUGAUUUGGAUCCAAACAGCGAUAUUGGGGAUGGCAUGACUUCUGAACUGCCUGAUUCAGAUGAUGAUAGUCCAGUCAGUAGGAGAAGUGGCACUAGGAGAAAUCAGCAGUCCGAUGGAAGUAUUCGAGGAGGAGCACACAGAUGCUGUGAUAAAACAGACAUGCCACCAGAAUUGAUUGUUACUCCAGCUCAGGUAUGUAUAACCACUAUACCGUAUUAUUUGU
This is a messenger RNA of Nilaparvata lugens (brown planthopper), 2274 nucleotides long. It is a transcript of the gene Nna1, whose product is annotated as cytosolic carboxypeptidase Nna1. Gene Ontology annotation, biological process: proteolysis. NCBI's taxonomy places the organism in Eukaryota, Metazoa, Arthropoda, Insecta, Hemiptera, Delphacidae. The coding region runs from base 16 to 1764 and encodes 582 amino acids. Gene Ontology annotation, molecular function: metallocarboxypeptidase activity; zinc ion binding. The record is from RefSeq and is a predicted model, not a curated record. The transcript is spliced from 16 exons.